Rana temporaria (common frog) is the source of this 1639-nucleotide messenger RNA. RefSeq names its product phosphorylase kinase catalytic subunit gamma 2 (gene PHKG2). Gene Ontology annotation, molecular function: calmodulin binding; phosphorylase kinase activity; ATP binding. The record is from RefSeq and is a predicted model, not a curated record. Gene Ontology annotation, cellular component: phosphorylase kinase complex. The transcript has 9 exons. Gene Ontology annotation, biological process: glycogen biosynthetic process; protein phosphorylation. Lineage: Eukaryota; Metazoa; Chordata; Amphibia; Anura; Ranidae. The coding region runs from base 118 to 1305 and encodes 395 amino acids.
CUGUUUGAGGCCGGAAGGGGCGGUGUCGUCAUUUCCGGUGGCGGAGAACGGGAAGAUGGCGGUCAGAUGAGUGUUCGGUGUUGCGGUCGGUGAGCGGAGAAGAGGUGACGUCACACCAUGACGCGGGACGCGGAGUCACGUGAUGAGCUGCCGGAUUGGGCCGGAGCCAAAGAGUUCUACCAGAAGUACGACCCGAAGGAGAUCAUCGGCCGGGGAGUGUCCAGCACGGUGCGGAGAUGUAUACACCGGGAGACGGGGAGAGAAUUUGCCGCAAAGAUUAUCGAGGUGACUCCGGAGAGACUGAGCCCCGAGCAACUGCAGGAGGUGCGACUUUCUACCGCCAAGGAGCUCGAGAUCCUCCACCAAGUGUCCCACCACCCCUCCAUCAUCUCCCUCAUCGAUUCCUACGAGUCUUCCACCUUCAUCUUCCUGGUGUUUGACCUGAUGAAGAGAGGAGAGCUGUUUGAUUAUCUGACGGAGAAAGUCAAGCUGAGUGAGAAGGAGACGCGGUGUAUCAUGCGCUCCCUGCUGGAGGCCGUGUCUUUUCUGCACAGAAAUCACAUCGUUCACCGAGACCUGAAACCAGAGAACAUCCUGAUGGACGAUUCGCUCAACAUCAAGCUGUCCGACUUCGGCUUCAGCUGCGUCCUGAGACCUUCCGAGAAGCUGAGGGAGCUGUGUGGAACUCCGGGGUAUUUGGCUCCAGAGAUUCUGAAGUGUUCUAUGGAUGAGACUCACCCUGGAUAUGGCAAGGAGGUGGACCUGUGGGCGUGCGGUGUGAUCAUGUUUACCCUGCUGGCCGGCUCCCCUCCAUUCUGGCACCGCAGACAGAUGCUGAUGCUUCGUAUGAUCAUGGAUGGACGCUUCCAGUUUACUUCUCCAGAGUGGGAUGACCGAUCUGCAACAGUAAAGGACCUGAUCACCCGUCUCCUCGAGGUAUCGCCAGAAAAGCGUCUUACGGCAGACCAGGUGCUACAGCAUCCCUUCUUCCAGAGUCACCAGAGAGAGGAAGGCUCAACUGUCACUCCUUAUUACCGUUUCCGGAGGGCAGCCUGGGCAGCUUUGGCAUGUGUGCGAAUACUGAUGAGGUGGCGGAGAGCCCGACCCGUUACUAGUGAACUUCUUGUUCUGGACCCAUACGGUAUAAAAGGUGUACGGCGGCUGAUCGAUGCCUGCGCCUUCCGGAUCUAUGGGCACUGGGUGAAAAAGGGAGAGAGACAAAAUCGGGCGGCUUUAUUCCAGAACCAGCCGAAGGCUCUGCUGCUAACACUGGGGGAGGACGAGGAUCAGGAUGGCGAGCUGUAACUUUCUGGGGUCCCGUAUCUGGAAAUGGGCCAAGAUGGAAGAAUCGUGAUCCUGCGCGGCAUCCUGUCCACAUUCCAUCUUCUGAUACACGCCGUCCCUGGACUCGACAGGUUGGCCAGGGACCUCUGAAGCCAACUUCAGAGACCUCUGUUUACUGCACGUGGUCUUUGUGUUCUGGUGACUCGAAGAUUGGGGGGGGGGGGGUUAGAGGACACUUUCUGGGUACAUCAGUCACAAGAGAUACACUAACCAUAAACUUCCAUUCGUUUUUUUUAUUCAUAUUUAUGUUACAAAAUAAAAUAAAAUGUCUAACGAGAUCGAUAACCACAGAAAA